AUGGAGCAAGUGAAGAAGAGAAGAAGGUGUACUCGUUGUGGACUUCAUGGUCAUAAUUUCAGAACCUGUGAACACAAGGGAGAUUGUGUAAUGCUUUUUGGUGUGAAUGUAGCAGCAGCCAUGGAUCAAAAUCAAGAAUGUUUCGGAAAAAAGAAUCUUUGCAUGGGAAACCCGCAGGCUGCAGAAAGAAAAGGGAAGCCAUGGACGGAGGAGGAGCAUAGAAUGUUCUUAGAAGGUUUAAGAAAGCUGGGGAAAGGUGAUUGGAAAGAAAUUUCAAAGAAUUAUGUAACCAGUAGGACCUCAGUUCAAGUUGCAAGCCAUGCACAAAAAUAUUUUCUCAGACAGAAGCGAGAUAAGAAAACACUCAGGCAAAGCUUAUUUGACAUGCCUUUUCAACAAUCUGAAUCCAAUUCUCAUGAAUGCCCUUGGGGUUCCUCAUCUCAUACUGUGAACCGAUUUCCACCGAUUUUCUCCGAUGAUUACCCGAUCACGCCGAUGAUUGAAUUCCCAAUUUUACGGACUAGUAAUCCAACGAUUCAACCCAUGGCAGAAGUAAGUUCUAACAUGAUGCAGCCUCCGGCGCCAGUUGGACUGCCAGACGUCGGCACACCGACUGAUCAUGCUUGGCCGAUGUCGGUUCGGAACAACAUGUUUGAAGCAUGCCCUGGUGGUUCAUCAAAAGAGGAAGAUCAUUUAGAGCUCAAGAUUGCUGCUCCCUCAACCAUCAGAAUGCAUAACCGUUAA
Molecule: messenger RNA, 744 nt
Organism: Hibiscus syriacus
Lineage: Eukaryota; Viridiplantae; Streptophyta; Magnoliopsida; Malvales; Malvaceae
Product: transcription factor MYB1R1-like
Exons: 4
Coding region: 1-744 (247 amino acids)
Biological process (GO): response to ethylene; response to auxin; response to gibberellin
Molecular function (GO): DNA binding
Source: RefSeq, a predicted model, not a curated record